This is a messenger RNA of Callorhinchus milii (elephant shark), 3538 nucleotides long. Its product is annotated as phosphatidylcholine:ceramide cholinephosphotransferase 2. Gene Ontology annotation, molecular function: sphingomyelin synthase activity; ceramide cholinephosphotransferase activity. NCBI's taxonomy places the organism in Eukaryota, Metazoa, Chordata, Chondrichthyes, Chimaeriformes, Callorhinchidae. The transcript is spliced from 6 exons. Gene Ontology annotation, cellular component: Golgi membrane; endoplasmic reticulum membrane. The record is from RefSeq and is a predicted model, not a curated record. The coding region runs from base 533 to 1594 and encodes 353 amino acids. Gene Ontology annotation, biological process: sphingomyelin biosynthetic process; ceramide biosynthetic process.
UCUAUCCACUGUCGUUGGGGGCUUCUUUCCAGGCAAGAGGACGGUGGGGGGUUCCCUAAGGAAAGGGAACGUCAGGAGUAUCACCUUGAAGGAACCAGGGAGCAGGUUUGCAGGGACUGGCCCCUGAAUUCUCCAGUCUUGGCUUGAAAUUGCAAGGAGUUAUUUGAACCACUUCAGCUCUGGAGCACACACAGGACUUGACUGGGUGCGACUUCGCUUGGGCUGUUGAUACUGAAGAUGGAAAUUGCACUGGAAUGAAUCGGACCUUUCUCUGCUUUCCACAUCAAUGCUGCAGCACCUUGGAACACCUUGGUCCUACCAUGUGCAGCUGCCUCUAGCUGAGACCUGGAUCACAUUGACUCCAAAUUCCCCUAUAGUCCUACCAGUUGCUACUCUGAUCAAGGGGUGGAAGACAUUACACAGCGACGUCAGUGAUGCAUAAAGUUUUUAAGGAAUAAACUGUAGACGUUGCUCCAAUUGGCAGGUUUGUGUACCUUUUGGCUUUGGUGGAUUAGCAAAUUCCUCGACAUUGAUGGAAGUGAUUGAAAUGCGGUCAGCAGAAGAACACGUGCGAGAUCAGCAGAACAUGCCUUCCAAUGGCUAUGCAAGAGCCCUGUUAGUUCCCUACACCCACGAGGGCAUCAAAUCCAGCAGUUUACCAAAUGGCAUCAGAAAAAGUCAAAAGAAACAGAAGGAGUACAUCCAGAUCUCCUUGCCUGAUUCAAACUUUAAGUUCCCGCUGGAGUGGUGGAAGACUGGCAUCGCAUUUGCUUAUGCUGCAUUUAAUUUGGUGAUGACUAGUGUGAUGAUCACAGUUGUACACGAAAGAGUUCCUCCCAAAGAGAAGAAUCCUCCUCUUCCUGAUACCUUCUUUGACUAUGUUGACCGUGUCGAGUGGGCUUUCAAAGUGUCUGAAAUCAAUGGCAUGGUCCUCAUUGGCUUUUGGGGAAUCCAGUGGUUACUCCUUAGGUAUCGGUCCAUUGUGGCACGCAGAUAUUUCUUCAUAAUUGGGACUCUGUACCUGUAUAGAUGUAUCACCAUGUAUGUAACCACUUUACCUGUGCCUGGAAUGCACUUCCAAUGUGCCCCAAAGUUGAACGGAGACUCCCAAGCGAAACUUCAAAGGAUCUUGAAACUGAUCUCAGGCGGAGGACUUUCCAUCACUGGUUCACACAUCCUGUGUGGUGACUUCCUGUAUAGUGGGCACACUGUCAUGCUGACGCUCACUUACUUAUUUAUCAAAGAAUAUUCACCGCGUCGGUUCUGGUGGUAUCACUGGAUCUGCUGGCUUCUCAGCGCCAUGGGGAUUAUGUGCAUUCUUCUGGCACACGAGCACUACAGUGUGGAUGUCCUUGUGGCCUAUUACAUCACAACACGACUCUUCUGGUUGUAUCACACAAUGGCUAAUAUUUCGAAUCUGAAAACGCCUUCAAAAACCAACCAGUUCUCCCAGGCCUGGUGGUUCCAAAUCUUCCUUUUCUUUGAGAAGAAUGUGCACAGUUCAGUUCCCUGUUCCUUCAUGUGGCCUCUCUCUUGGCCUCCAAGCUGCUUGAAGACAUCCUGUAGAAAAUACACACGAGUACAGAAGUUGUGAGGAGCCAGCAGGAAUCCAGAGAUCUUAAGACUUGGUCCCUGAGCCACCAAACCAAAGUGGUCUACACUAAAGAAGAUUCUUCAGUUUGGUAACUAAUCAAACACCCUUUCCAGAGUACAACUUGAAUCUGACUAUAAGAAAUCGGGGAGGAUGUUUUUUUGGCUUUGGAUAAUCCUUUUGUUUAGGUCCAGGUUUAGCUCAAUUUUUAACUACUCUACAACCAUUGCUUGACGAUUGGGUUUAUUUGACAACUGAACAUUUUUAUAUUUAACUUAAAUCUCAACUUCAAGCACAUGUAUAUUAAAACCAUCUCCUCUAUGCAAUAAUUAAACAAGCUGCUAUGUCAUUACUAAAUCCUACCUGGGUCUUGACGGCGAUAUCGUACUGUCAUUCCUUGCCAAAGAAAUUCUAUCAUGGUCAACCACUCUACUUGAAGGAAGAGUUCCACAUGAGAUUGAGCGUUCUAUAUCCUGCUGAACAUAUUCCAAAAACAAAUCCUAUGAAUCAGAUUAUUUUGCACAAUGUUUCAGAUGACCAUCAAGACUGAACUUCGAACAUUUAAAAAAAAAAACUGCCACCAUAUGAAUCUGGGGCAGACACUGUGUUAACUUUUGCAGUGCAGUAUAUGCCAAAUUCAGACUUGACCGAAAAGGGACGAGGAGCUAAAUUCUAGUCCAGCUCCGUUCGCGUUUUCUCCAGUGAAUGAAAUCGGUCGCCUCUCGUUACCGUGUUGAAGUGCUGGUUAGAGUUACUCUGGGAGAAGGUGUUUUGCGCGGAAGUUCAAAGUGAGUUACUAAAACUGUUGUAAUGUUACAAUCAUGGCUAAAAAUUUAAUUUGGAUGGUAUUAGAUAUUUAAAUCUGACUUCUUACGCCAAAAUAAAACUGCACUUUCACACAGGUCAAUGGUCUGAUAAAUGUGAAAUUCAGUGAUCUCGAUAUAAUAGUUAAUACUGAGAGCAAUGUUAUUUGGUUUUGGAUUUAACAGUCCCUACUAGCUGUGCAGAUUCCAGCCAAUGUAACAAGCUUAGAUGUUCACGCCCUGUUGAAUUUUGUAAAGUGAUGGGGAACUUGGGUUUGCACAAACCAUUGUCUAUAGUGUGAAUGUGUAUUUGUUCUUAUGCCUGUCACAUCUGCUAACAGAAGCCAUGUUGUAUUUCGUACACAUAUUGGGAAAGCUACAAUUUUCUAUAAUGAACUUGUAUAAAAGAUCAGUACCAUGUAUGUAUUGGAUCUGGAUAGCACCUUACACUUUCAAAUACAGGGUUAAUUUCUUAAAGUGGAGAAAGUAUUUUGAACUGAAUUGCUCUAUUGGUACACUGGGACAGUGCCUGAGCAGCCAGUUAUCUCUUGUCGAUGCUAACCUGACUUUAGUCCAGCUGCCCUUUUCUGAUGUGAAGAUGGAGCACUAUCUGGGAUCCUUGCUACGGUAGAGGUUGCCACUGCAGUGAAUGCCAUAUAUCAGAUAAUGGACAUUGAUGCCAAAUCUGUGCUCCCAGGUUGCCUCUACCAGUCAUUCUAACUGAGGCAUACUGUUCAGGUGUCUGCUGAAAAAGUGUAUAUGAUUGUUGGGCAAUUCAGCAAAAUAAUCUCUCCUUUCAAAGGAGUGGUAAUUUUUUGACACCUACAUUAAAGAGCUCCAUUUGGGAACCUCUGCAAAGUUGGGCAAUGAGAUAGCUUCACAUUCCAAAAAGUAUUUCCUUCAAAUCUAAAUACUCACUGGUGAAAGUUAGAGAAUAUUAAAAGGGUUUAACUAAAGAGACACAAUUUUUUUAAAUUCAGAAAUGUCUAUUGUAAUUUUUAAGAUCCAGUGCCUUAUAUCUUAGUGCCAGUUGGUUUACAUGUUGAAAGUACACUGCUCUGUAUGGUGUUGGUUUUGUUCAGACUGUCUGGCAAAAAUUAUGUAUAGAAUUCAUCUGAGUAAAAGGAUUUGAUUGAGACUUUAA